AUGACCCUCGAAGGAUAUCGAUGGAAUUCAAGCGAUUGGUUAGCCGACCACUCGUUACCAUAUCUGGACAUGCUUCGUGUCAAAGGCUCUUCUUCAAGACCGGAAGCUAAGUCGACCAGUGAUGGCUUCCAGUCGAUGCCUUCGACUCUGCGCAAUUCGCGCUGGUCAGCAGCCCGAAAUCCAUCGUUGAACUAUGAAUCGUUUGUCAUGCGCCGUUUCAUGCUAGCCGAUGACGGCCGUUGGCAUGCGCUGACCGAGGAGCGACGAUUCGAUGAUCCGAUACUAUCCGAUUCGACCGGUGGCAAUCCGACGGUUCCAGCAGCCAUCGAUUUUAUCGUUCGAUCAGCAGAACGCAAUGCGAUUGGUCUGACGACGGUUCUUAAUGAGCUCGCAGUAUUGGUUGUGACCGCCGCCUUGAGUAAUACGACGAUGAUGGCGAAGUUUCAGCUGCUGUGCUUCGCAAUGGCGCCGUUGCUGAUCGCCGCUGCCUCCGUUCCGAAGACCAGCGAACGACGACCAAGUCUGUUUGACAACCUGCUCAGACUGUCGGGGGACCAGAAUUACAAGGUAAUUCAGGGUGGUGCGAAUGGCGUGAUAGCGUCGUCGAUUGGUGAGGGCGAUCGAGGUGAGGUGACCCGCGCCGUGUCCGCAAUUUCUACCCCAUGCGCAGGUUCCGGAGGUCAGACGUGGUGGCUUGCGGUAGCAUGA
This is a messenger RNA of Soboliphyme baturini, 708 nucleotides long. The record is from the annotation of a GenBank genome assembly. NCBI's taxonomy places the organism in Eukaryota, Metazoa, Nematoda, Enoplea, Dioctophymatida, Soboliphymatidae.